UUUGAGAGGACAGAGUGCGCGUUGCGUGUCUAUAUUACUUUCCGGCACCGGAGGUUAUAAAGAGGACCCGUUUCGUUUUUGCGUCAUAGCCGCGUAGCCGUUGUGUCGGUGUUUUGAACUGACCGUGGGGUCGAGUGGCGUGUGUGUUUGGUUGUUGUUUUCGCGCGGCUCGUUCAUGUUUUGCGGCUCACUGCCUGCGGUCUCUUUAGAGAUGAAACAUCCGAAAGGAUCGAUGCCACCACCCGCCUUGCCCAACAUAAGCCUGGAGAUGUUAAACGAUCGCAUAGACAUGGAAUCGGUGAUGGGAAAGUUCGGAUGGGAAAAAAUCGACAAAUUUGAUCUGCCCUAUAUAAUCAGGAAGGGAGAGAAAUACACCGCGAUCCGGAUUGCCGAACAGAAGCUGCUGCAACAAUUCAAAGUGUUGUGCAACAAGGAGGUGUACUCGUGCUUCAGCAUCAACCAGGUACACCUGACCGACGCCGAGGUCAGACUGUUGAACGAGAUUAACGUUUUCCAUUGCAACGGACUCUUCGGUAACUAUCCGUUUACGGUGAAUGACUUUCUGUUGAAGCUGAAAGAUGUGGAGUUGUUAUAUGAACUGUUCGUUUUCAUUAAGAACGCGGCCGACGACAAAGUGGACAUGGAAAGGGCUCGGUGCGGUUUUAUACAGAUGGACGAUCAGCCCCCGGUGCCCUACGUUUUAGUAGACGGUGUCAAAUACUCGCCGAUGUUUUACUUCGAAGGCGCGGCCGAAUAUUUGGAGAACCAAGCGACAUAUCUCACCGGCUGGGAUUUGAGCUACCUGAAGUUUUGUUGCAAGGUACAAGGGAUCAGACAAGAGUUCUACGCGGCGGAGAAGUGUCAGGUUGUUGGAUUUGAGGAAAUUAAAAAGUUUCUGCCGCCCGAAACAAAGUACACGAUGAUCUGGCCGAAGAAUAUUGUUCAAAACUUCUUUUGGAAACUCCAAACGGAAAAGUCAAAACAACAACAGCAACAACAACAAAGUAAUAGGACUAAAUAUCCACAGUCUACUGUGUUGUCGACUAAAAACAACCCUAUGCCUCCUGCCGACUACCUUAGCGCCUACAAUUUAUUCAAUCAACACAUGUUUCAAACGCAUAAUUAUCAAAAUGUACAUAAUUAUUCAGUGCCGCAAAAUAGGUAGAGCAAGCAAAUUUUUUAACUAACUUGGAGACAAUGGGAAUUAUGUUUUAUUUGUAUAAAUAUUUAUAUAUAGACUGAUUUAUAUUAAAUUAUGUUAGGUUAUUUAUUUGUUUAAUAGGACGUUGUACAUUAGUAUGAUGUUCCCUACUGAGUUGAGUACCACGAAGUAUUUUUAUAUGUUCCUUGAAUAAAGUUACAAAGUGUUAA
Messenger RNA from Aethina tumida (small hive beetle), 1371 nucleotides. RefSeq lists its product as uncharacterized. The record is from RefSeq and is a predicted model, not a curated record. Lineage: Eukaryota; Metazoa; Arthropoda; Insecta; Coleoptera; Nitidulidae. The transcript is spliced from 2 exons. Bases 176 to 1165 code for a protein of 329 amino acids.